GAAGGAUAGGAGGUUUGGUUGUAUCUCAAGAACUACCAGCAGAUAAGCAGGAAAAUGAUGUUUCCUGAAACAGCCCUCUUUGUGGUGAAUUAUAUCCUUGCUCGGUAUGUAUCCUUGCUAUACUUAUCAUUGGGGCAGAGGGAGGGUGGCUGGACAAACACCCACCAAUCAGAAUAGGGCGGGGCAGACUCCACAAAACACCCUUGCUGGAGUCUUUUGCCUUGGACCUAAUUGCCAGGAAAAGUCCCUGACCAGCCUUUUUCUUUCUCCUAAGCCUAUUUUGAAUUUUUAGCUAUACCUACAACCACAACCACAUGUUUUGGACUACUGUUUUGCUUAGGGAUAGUGGACGUUGUAUGUAGCCCAAAGCUUCUGGGGGGAGCCAGGUUAGGGAGGUCUUAGGUGGAGAAAAUAAACAAGGUCCCUGCUGCAGACACAGCAAAACAUGGGAGGGUAAGCUGAGACUUAAUACAGGAGAAGGCAGAAGUGCCUUUGCUUAGUAGAACAGCCAUAUUCAGUCAGAAGCUGGAUAUUCAGACUGUUUGAGAAGAGUUAACAGCAGCCAAAUGUUUUGGCCCAGCCUUGCAUGGGAAGCCCACCCUUCCCUGUUAACUUUAAAAAAAGAAAAGAAAGAAAAACAGAUGGUAACGAACAUGGAUGGUUAGUGGCCGUGAUGGCUGUGCUCUGCCUUCACAAGUGGAGGCAGCAAUGCUUCUGAAUACUAGUUGCUGGAAACCACGGGAGGGGUGAAUUCCCACAGGCAUCUGGUUGGCUACUGUGAGAACAGGAUGCAGGGCUAGAUGGGCCAUUGGUCUGAUCCAGAUGUCUCUUCUUAGGUUCUUAUGUUUAACAUCUUAUUCCAAUAGGCCUUCAGGGUAUGUGGAAGCAGUUCCACUCUGGUCAAAUUCUCCCUUGGACUUGUGGCUGACUGUGCAUCUUUACAACUGCACUAUUUUGAUUUUAAAUUAUUGCCAUUGUUUUAAAACCUGUAUUUCUAGCAUUUUUGCUGAGCCACCACCUUGGGGGUCUUCCAGCCACUACUAUCCACCUGCCCCCACAAAGUUGUCUUUAUACAUUUCCAAGGAUAGAAACAAAUAAGUUACAGAAUCUGGAGCAUUGUAGCGAAUUUCUAAAAUGAGAGGUACCAGGGCAUCUUUGGAGAGAAGCCUUUUCCAGGGGAGGAGGAAGGGGUGUGUGGUGGGAGCGGUCCCCCCAGGGUGUCACCACUGAGGGGGGGUGACAAAAUGUUGGGCGGCACUCACUGCGGGGCCUGCAGCAUGCCCCAGCCACACGUCUCUCCUGGAAGUGACGCGGUGGCUUGGGCGCCCGCAGGCUCUACACUGCCCCAAAUGGUACGCCUGCCACCUCCCCCUCAGCUGUGUGGUGGCUGAGUGGGAGGAGGCAGGCAGACUCCUCAGAGGCCCCACAGAGUGUCCUGCCCCGGCUGGCCCUGCCCCCACAGCCAGCUGGCCGUGCCCCUGGGCGCAGGGCACACGUGCCACCCCAUCCGCCCGAUCGGCUUGCUCUGCCGCUGGCCUUUCCCCCUUGUUCUGGGCUGGCUAUAGUAAUUUAGUGGGCCAGGCAGUCUGUGUAUAAGUAGGGACUGUUGGCAAGGUUGCCAUUUUACAGAGGUCAGUCUGCUAUUUUAAAGUGUCCCCUGUUUGAAGGAUGAACCAAGUCCAGUUUAAAGAGAAAGACCUAUAAGAAGGGAGAGCAGGAGAGGCCUUGAAGGUCACCCAGGCACAGCCUUCCCAACUCUGGGGAGAUGUAUACUAUUCUUGUUUAAAUGACAUUACCAUAUUUCAUUUCCUCCCUUAAACUGAUGUGUAUUUGCCACCUAGGGCAGGCACAAUAUUCUUUUGACAAAAAUAUUUAUAGCAAUGAGACCGGUGUACAGUCAGAGGGACCAGAUUUCCCCAUUGCUGCUGCUGCCACCACCCCGUCCUCCCUUACAUACGAGAUCUGUCCUUCGAGCGCUGUGGUCAUUGCACAUGAUGCCUCUGUGACAGUUUCAUUGUGUGUGAAGUCUGGGGGCCAAGUGCCCUACUUUACAGAGAACAGUCAUAGAAUCAUGGAGUUGGAAGGGACCCUGAGGAUCAUCUACUCCAACCCCAGCAAGAGCAGGAAUAUGCAGCCGUCUCAUAUGGGGAUCAAACUUGCAACGUUGACAUCAUCAGCACCAUGCUUUAACCAAGUGAACGAUCUAGUCCUCUGUAUUUGAAAGAGUUCCAUGUUUGAUGGGCUGUCUGGUUUAACAAGAGAGAAUGAAUUGGGGAAAAAAAGGUUUAGAAGUACUUUUCAAAAAAAAAAACCCUAGAGUCCUUUUUGUUGGGGAUAAUUCAGAUGGAAAUUCCCAGGUGUCAAAAAAGGUUAUUUAUGUAUGCCACCACUGCGGCCCAUGUUUUGUUAGCCCAAAAAUGGAAAACGAGCGAGGUCCCAAUUAAAAAGAAUGGCAUCUUAAACUGACAGAAUAUGCACAGCUUGAAGACCUAACAUAUAGAAUAAGAGAACAAGAAGAACAUACAUUUAAAGAAGAUUGGGAAAUGUUUAUCGAAUAUAUGGGGGGAAAUUGUGUACACUUGAAAACAUUGGCAGCAUUAAGAUAAAUUCAACAGUGCAAACAAGUUUUGUUAGAUGUAAUAAUGGAAUACUGAAUGGUUUAGUUUAUGUAAAAUAUGCAGGGAUUUAUGAUAUGCAAAAUGAACCAUGGAAAGAAAAGAAGGGAAGGCACUGACAUUUUAAGGUUGUUUAAAUGAAUGUGUAAAACAGAAAAUUUAAUAAAAAUUAUGUCUAAAAAUAAGAGAGAGAACGAGAGAGAGAGAGAGAGAGAGAGAGAGAGAGAGAGAGAGAGAAGCUUAAGAAACGAGAGAAGGAGGAGGACUGCCCAUCUGCAGGGAGCCACACCUGGGCAGCAGGCUGAGCAAGGAAGCACACAGUUCACUUGGCCACAGUCUCCAGGCUUGGUCCUGUUCAUUGAAAUUAAUGAACAGAACCAAGCCUGGCCCAUUAAUUUCAACAAGAGUACUCAGAGUAAAUCUAAGCCGGAUGCAACCCUGUAUCCUAUGUAAGUGAUAGCAAUUUAAUUAAUGCCUCUCGGCAACAUCUAACUGAAGAAAGCAUUUGGCCUCUUCUGAGUCUCUCUCCCAUGCUUGUUGCUGCAGGAGGCCACGGGCGCCUUCUCCUCGCCGGGUCAUAGUGGAGAUGCCCUGGAAGAGGCUGGUCAGCCUGCACCCUGCUCACUACUCCAGCCACCGCGGCCUGCAGGAUUACUGGAUCAGCCCCCAGAGGCGCUACCCAGCUGGCAGCGCGUGGCACACCCCCACCAAACGGCUCUUGAUCCUCCCUGGGAACACUGGCGUUUCAGACGUGGAGUCCGUUCACACGCCAAAUGCAGGCCAAUACAGGCAUAAGCUCAUGUGAGUAUGGAGCACAGGGGAGCAUCGUAACUGAGCACGUGGCCACCAGUCUGCAUCAUUCAUUCCCAUCGGGGUUAGAUUUCUCCCGGGAUGAGUUUGGUGGCUUUCAAGUUGCCCACUUGUUGAAUGACUCCUCCUGUAUCACUUGCUCUGGGAAACAGUCAAAGGGGGCAAGCAGCCAGCCCAGUGCUCCAUAACCUGGCACCCUCCAGAUGUUUAGGACUACAACUCCCACCAGCCCCAGCCAGCAAUUGCAGUUGGGUGUUGUGGUCCAAAACAUCUGGAGGGUGCCAGGUUAGGGAAGUCUGUGCUGGUCAAAUAAUUCCCUUCCAAUCCUGUUUAGUACUGUGGUCUCCCGGCUAUCAACACACAAGAGAGAUAAACGUGCGCACACAUCCCACCCCCCAAAAUGCUACCCCUUUAGAGAUGGAAUGCAAUAAGCAGGAUGAGAGGUUGUAUUUGUGACAGAGCAGGGAAGGGGUACAAAAACGAUCGUUUCUGAGUAUUUAAAAGCCAAGGUGGACAGGACUUGAGGGAAGGCUCCUUCAGAUACAAGCAGUGCCACAGGAAAAAGACAGAUAUGCUCCCCACCCCCACUCCAACACACCGUUUUUGUGGGGUUCAGACUCCUGGCAAUCGCUCCAUUGCAAGAAAUAAACCCAUCCCUCUCUCCUUGCCUGUUUUAAUGCCAGCCACCCCACUAAAGUGUUAAUUAGCUCUUAGCAGUUGCUGGGUAACCGCAUCCUGCCUUCCAUGGUCUUUAAGCCAAUGAGUGUUUGUCCUGGUGAUGUCAUGCUCUUAGCUCGUGUGUCAUUGGCCAGAGCAAGGCUUGCCUUUUAAUAUUCUGCCAGGAUGGUUACCUGGGAGAAGUUUUGUCUUUGCUGGACUGAUCCUGUUGCCUCCAGAUUGGAGGAGGAGGUGUUGCAUCUCUGUGUCCUCCCAUGGGAAAGAAUUGAAACCUCCUGAAAGAAGAGCACAUAUAGGAGUCGGUCCAGACAUACGUGCCCACAAGCAAACAGAGAUAUUAGUAAAGCACAGCCAGUCUUCAAAGGAGAGAUUGCAUUGCACUGUGCUUUGUACAUUUCCUGGCCCCUGGCUGAGGUUUCAGCCUGAAGUGCUGAAUGGACUCUACCUUUCAUGGGGGUGUUUCACUGUGGAAAGGAGAUAAUCAGAGAUCAUUCUGGAGGAUCAGAUGUAUUCUCCUACUCUCUUCCCAUGAAAAUGCAUGCAGGAGAAAACAAGGAAUUAAAACAUUGAAUUAUGCUGUAAAUGUGCAUCUCACAUUACAUUUUAGCAUAUCGGUCAUCCAGAGAUUUAGCAUUUUACAAACAAGCAAACAGAAAUGUCACUCCCAGGGCUCAGAAGGGCUCCUCAAAUUAUGGAUUGACAGAUCUGUAUUUCAGGUAAAUAGAAGUGGGAGCCAAGCUUAAUUGGCAGAUCAAGCAAUGAAAGUCUGAAUCCACUGGUCUCUGGGAGCCAAUUUCAGUAGGUGGCACUGAGGGUUAUAGGCACCCUUGUUCACCAUCCAAAAGUAAUCAGAAUGGCCUUUUCUCCUAGAACAAUCAGCCAUGACUUUAUUCAACAUUCUUUCCACAUUUCAAAAAAGACAUGAUGUGUUGAUCAUGUGCAAACUGACCUUUAAAUUGAUUGAUCAAACAAUUAGAAACCUGAUGCUUAAUCAACAGGAAAUGCUUUUUUAACCAGCCUGUCAGAAUAUAUUGAAAUGAGUUUGUACCUUGCCUUCAAAGUCUGCCUGGCGUGUCUGUUCCCAUCCCACCUCAUUCCCUCCCCCUUAUUCCCCCAUUCUUAUCCUCUCCUUUCUUUCAUUUAAUGUUUUUCAUUUUUUCACCCAGGAGAGUGAGAGGUGCUUGUCCCCUUAGAUGAGUAUGAGGGCCAGUGUGAGGAGGUAUUGGGGUUUGUUUGAUCAUUCCUGAUCCCUUUGCCACCAGAACUCAAAAAUGGCUGGAGAGAAAAUGAGCUAAUAAGAAAGCCCCCAUUGACAGGUGGCCGGCCCAACUGCUGCUUGGCAGGGCUGUGGAGCCCAAGGGAAAAGCCAGCUGGGCCCCACUACCUUCUCAGCCCUCUCCUCUGGUCUUUCUGAGUGCUUUUCUGCCCCUUCUUGCUCUGGCCUUCAGUCCACGCUACCACACCCUACCUUGCCCCCGCCCCUUUGCUGCUCUCUUAUUUUUUGGGUCUCCCCCUUUUCUCCGCUUUUUCCUACUCUCCUCUAUCCUUUGUCCUCCACCCCCCCCCCCCCAAUAACAGGAGCCUUGGCCUCUUCCUGCUGCUGCUGGUCCCAGAUGAGCUCCUCUGUUGUCUCCAUCUGUCCCGCCUUUCAUGGAGACUUGAGAAGCUGCCAGGUCCAGAAAGAGGAUGGGGUAGAGUAGGAGUGAGAGAAAGCUGAAGAGAGGGACCCAGAGAGCCUGGUGGCCCAGUGGAGCACCCCAUUGGCAGCCCAGAGGAGGCAGGGGCAGGGCAAGAGCCUCUGGGUGGAAGGAACAACUUGACCCAAGGCAUGCCACUGCCAGGAUUUUCUCCUGGGAGCCUCUUCCUAACACUGCUUGCAAAAAUACUGGCUCCCCAUUCACAGAGCCGUAGAAUUGUGGAGUUGGAAGGGCCCACCAGAGUCAUUAGUCCACCCCUGCAAUGCAGGAAUGUUUUGCCCAAUAUGGAGCUCGAACCCAGGACCCUCAGGUUGAGUCGCAUGCUCUGCCACAGGAGAACACCCCCACGAGGCUGUGCCUCAAAGUAGCCUCUGUGGAAGUGGUGGCAGUGGGGUUGAGAUUGUCACGUCAGGAGCAUCCUAGAUCCUGAGCUAUUAGGGCCCAUACCUGAGACCUGGGGGCAUGGAUGGCAUUAAGCAUGACACAUCAAAACAAACAAAAAAAUACAAAAUAUGAUAAAUGAGCAAAUAUGUCACCAGUUGGAAAUUAAGGGGUGUCCCCAGGUUCAGCUGAAGUGAAGGAAUCAUUCAUUCUCACCUACUUAGGGAGUCUAGGUAAGGAAGGUGUUCUUGCCCCCCUGCAGAUUAAAGACCUCCCUUUGCCACCAGGUGGUUGGGAGGCAAACCUGGAGACUUAGGGAUAUGCGUACCUCUGCAUCCCGCCAGAAAAAAAGGCACUGAUUCUAGGAGUAUAGCAACCUGGGGAAGGGGUGCCAUGUGGACUUGCUGCCUUGUAAAAUCAUGGAAUCACAGAAUUGUAGAGUUGGAAGGGACUCAGAGGGUCAUCGAGUUCAUCCCCUGCAAAUUAAGGAGUUUCAACUUGAUCAGAUGGCCAUCGAACCUCUGCCUAAAAACCUCCACCGCCUUCCACUGUCCAUUCCAAUGUCAAACAGCUCUUACUUUCAGGAAGUUUUUCCAUAUGUUUAGUCAGAAUCUCCUUUCUUGUAACUUGAAGCCUCUGGUUCGUGUCCUGCCAUCCAGAGCAGGAGAAAACAAGCUUGCUCCAUCUUCCAUGUGACAGCCCUUUAGAUAUUUGAAGAUGGCUGUCAUAUCUCGCCUCAGUCUCUUCUUUUCUAUCCUAAACAUACCCAGCUCCUUCAACCGUUCCUCAUAAGUCUAGCUUUCCAGACCCUUGAUCAUCUUGGUCUCCCUCCUCUGCACACCUUACAACUUGUCAAUAUACAUCUUAAAUUGUGAUGCCCAGACCUGGACACAGCACUCUGCGUGUGGUCUGACCAAGGCAGAAUAGAGUGGAACUAUUACUUCCCUUGAUCUGGACACUAUACGUCUUGAUACUGCCUAGAAAUAGCAUUAACUUUUUUUAGUGCUGCAUUACACUGUUGACUCAUGUUAAGCUUGUGGUUAAGCAGAUGCAGCACAAAGGAAUCAUCAUAGAAUUGUAGGGUUGGAAGGGACCCUGAGGAUCAUCUAGUCCAACCCCCUGCAAUACAGGACUAUGCAGCUGCUGUCCCAUACGAGGGUUGAACCUGUAACCUUGGCGCUGUCAGCACCACACUCUAACCAAGUGAGCUAUCUAGGAAGGUUUACCAAGAGCAGUGGCUGGCCAGGUGAGCCCUGUGGAAGCUUGCAGGCAGGGAAGUGUCUAUGGCUUUUCUCCAGCAUCUAGUCCUCAAAGGUAUAGUGCUGCAGCACUUGGAGGUACCACUUAAUUGCUAUGGCUGAUGGUGAACCUCACGAGGAUGCCAAAAAUCCCUUUUCAGGGCCAAAUAGGCCUCAGGGGGCUCCUGCUAGCCAACCGGAGGUGCUAGCUCCCUGCCGAUUCAGCAGGAUGCAGACAGAGCAUGUGGAGUCAGGCUCCUGAGGCAGGUAAAAUGACAUUAAUUGGAGAAUUUUAUCUUUCUUGAUGGGGAGGCCCCCAAGUCUGGGCCAGCAAGAAGACUAACAGCAGCUUUAUGAAGGAGCGAGGCAGGUGGUCCCUCCAGGUUAGAAGGAAGGGAGCAGAUCAAAGCGGGAGAUGUGAACAGCCACCUGCCCUUUGAAAUAGCAGCAGCAGGCAGUGAGGAGGGGGGCACUGGGAGGGGAGACCACAUAGCACAGCCAGGGCUGAGAAGGGAGAGCUGCUCCUUCUUUUCAGCAUUCCACAGGCAGAGAGUCUCUUGCCUGGCCAGUGAUCGUGGGGGAACUUCCCUCAGGGGAUCCGAUUCAUCUGUCUCUCGUUCUUCUGCCAUUCACGCUGCCCAAAGGUACUGCUUGCCACUUGGAAAAGUGGCAGCAUUUGGGGCUUUUUAGUUCAGAGAAAAUGCAAGUAAGAGGUGGCAUGGUAGAAGUUUAUAAAAUUAUGCAUGUCACACGGAGAGAAAGGUUUUUCUCCCUUCCACAUAACACCAGAAUUCACGGACAUCCAAUGAAAUUCACACUCGGCAUUUCUAGGUGUACACUUUAAAAAUUGGCCCUGGGAGCCCCUGAAAAAUGUGCAAAAGGCCUGACAUCUAAAGGUGAAAAUGGGCUUUGCAGGUUGUGGGGAGAUGUACAUUUGUAUGCUAAGAUUUGGAGCUUGCCUGCCAGCGCUGGACCGCAAUAAAAGCCGGCUGCAUAUUUUUAGCCUGGUCCUUCAGCGCCAGGCCCAUGCGCACCUGCUCCGCUUCAUCAAACUCGGCAAGCCGUGCAGUGCCGUGUGCCUUGGGACACGGAGCACACAGGGAAGAGACACCGGGCUCUUCAGCCUGGGAAGGGAACAGGCGUAGCCACAGCAGCCGCUGCCAUUUCCACCACAAAGCGACGCAAGAGCAAACAGAUCGCCUGCGAGAGCAGAUGGCUCUUUACCGAAUUACCGCACCAGGCGUGGCUCAAGGAGAGCAGAUGGACUUGAGGGGGAGACUCAUAAACAGAGAGGGAACUUCGCUAAGCCAGCUCCUGACGCUUCCUAUAAAUACUUAACAACCUCCAAGCUUUCUCCUGUUAUGAAACUGAAUUCGUUAAACUGCCUUCAGCUCCCGUGAGAGAAAGGGAGGGAAGCCCAUCCAGCAACCAAGAAGCAGCUCUUCUGUUUCUUCCUUGGGUGAACAGCUCUGUGAUUCAUCCUGGACCGAGACCGAAACCCAUUAGUGUAAAAGCACCUGCUUGCAAUUUGGGGGGCACCAUUUCAGUAGGAAAGGAAGCAAAGAGAUUUCAAGAUGGGUGGGAGAUAGUUUCGCAACAAGCUUUAUCUUUAAGGCAGGGAUGGGGAAAUGCAGAACUGGGGAUCAAUGUGACCCUCCAGGCUUCUCUAUCUGGUCCUUGGCACUCUUCCCAGGCCCUGCUCUGCACUCUCCUCAAGUAGCUUUGCCUGGCUGGAAUGUGUCCUUCAACUCUGAUCAUGCCCUUUGCUUGCCUAGAUAUAGCGGCGGCGUCAGUGUACAAGCCACUUGCUUUUGCAUGGCUGGAAUGCAGUACUGUACAAAAGUUAAGAGUCACAUCCGUUAUUCUGCCAGUGUUUCCCUCUGGCCCUGCUCAUCACUAUCAUGUGGCCCUCAGGAAAUUUGGUCCUCAGGUUCCUCGUUUCCGUAGGAAACACAGGCUCAUGGACAUACUCAGUUAAAAUUGUAAGAGCCAAGCCCCAGGCAAUCCUAUCUGGGGUGACCUGUGUGAUGGCUGAUUCAUGCAAGCAACCAUUUAACCCUGCAAUUAUUUCAAGGGAUGAGCACAAAGGGGUGCCCCAGUCCAAAGUCCAUUUUGGAUCUAAGGGGCAGUUCAUGCACACAAACAAUUUUAAGAAGGACACACUUUAUCUCCAUGUGAUCAGUGUCCUUGAGGAAUACAACCCCAUGAAGAAAUUCUUGUGCGAACUGACCACUUACCUAGGGACAGCUGCAGCCAUGGCAGUGAUCCCAAGCAAGUUUGGGAAGAAAAAUCUCGAAAUGCUCAUUUGGUUAGUUGAGACUUAACUGUGUGUCGGUUUAAGCACAAACUGAAUUAAGAGGCCAUCAGCGUGUCAUGAAAAGGCAGCCUUUGUGCCGCUCUGUCCAGUUCUGGAUUCCCAGCAACAGCCAUUCAAAGGUGGCUUCAUUCUCACCACUUGCGGGUCUCGGUGUUACCGUAUUUUUCGCUCUAUAAGACGCACCAGACCACAAGACGCACCUAGUUUUUGGAGGAGGAAAACAAGAAAAAAAAUAUUCUGAAUCUCAGAAGCCAGAACAGCAAGAGGGAUCGCUGCGCAGUGAAAGCAGCAAUCCCUCUUGCUGUUCUGGCUUCUGGGAUAGCUGCGCAGCCUGCAUUCGCUCCAUAAGACGCACACACAUUUCCCCUUACUUUUUAGGAGGGAAAAAGUGAGUCUUAUAGAGCAAAAAAUACGGUAAUUGCUUGGGCUUCACCCGUCUUCUCUUGCGCUUGUGUAAUCCAUUCUAUUCCUGGCUGAGGACUGAACCUUGUAACCUACAUUACCAGUCACUUUCUCCAGAAUACGUGAUUACUCAGUCUUCACUCAAAUAAUUAAAUUACUCAGGCACACCACUGACUUUGAAUAUCAAAACACCCUCAAAAGGACAGGCAGAAAAUAAGCGGAGCUCAUAUAGCAGCUCUGGUGCUCAACCAGCGGGGUGUGGGAGAAUAACUGGUUCAGCUUUAUUCCUUAACAGAAUAAUUUGAGGCUAUUUUUUCUUUUCCCAUUUCAUCCUUCCCUCCUGGGGAGGGACCAGGGACACCUUCCUUUCCACCAUCUCCCCUCUCACACAUCGGAUUGCAAUAUUAUAACACAUUCUAUUCAUCCUACAAUGCGGUUUCACUUUGCCAAACAUACUCGGCUGUCAGGUGUCCAUAGCCAGGGGUCAGCAAACUUUUUCAGAAGGGGGCCAGUCCACUGUUCCUCAGACCUUGUGGGAGGCUGGACUAUAUUUUGAAAAAAAUAUAUGAAUUAAUUCCUAUGCCCCACAAAUAACCCAGAGAUGCAUUUUAAAUAAAAGGACACAUUCUACUCAUGUAAAAACAUGCUGAUUCCCAGACGGUCCGCAGAUUGGAUUUAGAAGGCGAUUGGGCCGGAUCCGGCCCCCGGGCCUUAGUUUGCCUACCCGUGGCCCACCUUACGCUUCCUCAACCUCAGCCCUCCAGAUGUUUUGAGACUACAGUUCCCAUCAUCCCUGACCACUGGUCUUGCUAGCUAGGGAUCAUGGGAGUUGUAGGCCAAAAACAUCUGGAGGGCCGAGGUUGAGGAGGAGAAGCCUGGCCCAGCUUAUCAGCUCUGCUUGGGACUGGUUUAAUUCACUUGAUUUCUGUUGCUAGAAGGUAUCCAAAGCUUAUAUGGGGGGGGGGGAAUGUCCCAAAUCAGGAUCAUUCACCACGCACACCAUGCAUAGUCCCUCUUACCCUCAAAUUUCUGUUUAAUUACCUCAGCCUUACGGGGAUAAGUGUGUCAACAUUUCUACUGGACUCUGCUCCUGGACCUUUUACAGUCGCUAGAGUUUUUCACAGCAUGGAGACAAGCCCUGGCCAAGGCACUAGGAGCAGGACAGGACAGUCUCUCCCUGUCAUUUGGCAACCUAGGCCUGAUCUAGGAUGAUAUCCCUUUUGCAGAUGGACAAAGCGCUGGCAGCACCUGAACCAUUAUUACCUGGGCAAGAGAGAACGCCACUUCCUGUAGCUGAACUUCUGAACUCUGGCCCCAGGGCCAUGCACUCAGAGGUAAGUAGCGAAGGCCUCCCAAUUCAAUUAUAACACACACCAGGGAACAGAUGGUGCCAGAGAAAUCUCUGGUGUAAAUUGCCUGGGAGAACUAGGAGGUCAAAGGGGACAGAGCCACCUCUUCCACCUGCUGGCUGCUGUGAAGGUGGAAAGGGGCCCUUCCUUUGUAUAUGAACAUUCAAGAAUAUGCACAGACCUACCUAACUACUUAGAACAUUCACGUUCUGCUCCAUAAUUACAGGAAUUAAUGAGGCAGAUAACAGAGAGAAGAUGUAAAACCACAAUAGCAUCUCAAUUCAAACCAUUAAAACAACCUCAAAGAAAACAACCCACACAAACAUUAUAUAUAUAUAUAUAUAUAUAUAUAUAUAUAUAUAUAUAUAUAAAAAUGCGAAAGUAAGAGAGCUGGCAUUUGUAACUUUUGUGAAUCUGCCAGGUCAAAGAGCCCUCUUACCUUUUGUGAAAUCACGUCCCACCCCCCAGCUGUGGUUUAUAGAACAGUAUGAAGGAUGAAUUUUGCACAUUUCCUUUUUAAAGUUCCUCUAUCUUUUUGGCCAUAAUCAAGCACUGACAAGAAGAUCAGAUUUAUUCUGUCUUUGUGAUGCUGAGCAAAGCAUCUGGUGAGGAGAAUUUUCCCAGGCUAAGUUGUAUGAAAGACAAGGGGGCAUUCUGGAGUUUGCAGGGUGAGUCUCUUCCUGGACCCUUGAGGGAAGGCAUGCUUUGUAACAGGCCAGAUAUUUGUCACACAAACACACCCUUCCUGGUAUCCAACCCCAAAUUAUGCACAUCCGCUCCAUGAUUGGUUCAUAUUUCAGAAGAUUUGGCAACAAAAAUUGGCAGAGUUUUUAUUUACUUUUUAAACAAAAUUUACACACCACUUGGUUGUUUAAAACAAACACAACUCAAAGUGUUUUACGGAAAUAAUAAAACAGUUAAAAUCAGCUAAUUAAAACAUUCAGAAACAUUUCUAAAAAGCCUUCUUUCCUCUUCUCUUUCAAUCUCUUUUGUUCUCAAACCAAACCUGCAGUUCAUAUUCUAAAACACUCCCAGAGAGAGAGUAUACCAUACUUUCUUUUCUUCUUUUCUUUUUAAUGCCCUCUUUCAGGGCCAAAAAGCCCUUUCAAGGCAGCUCAUAAUAGUUUCAGAAUACAAAAACAAACACCUAUACAUAAAAAAGUAAAACUAAAACAGGAGCAUAAACAUCACCGUCCAACCCCAACCCCUGCCCCCAGUCUCCUCCUUCUCAAGCCGCCCUGGAGCAACCCAGGGAGUCCCUCGCAGGUCAUCGCCAUGCCAUGCGCCAUGCGCCAGCAGCUGUUAGGCCCUGCAUGCUUACUAUCGCAGCUUAUGAAUGGCUGCAUUAUGCUCAGCCGGACCUCCUUCCCCUCCCCUCCCCUCCCCUCUCCCCACCAACACCACUUUUGCCACACUGUUAUUUUACACUUGUGCCACCCACCAUCGCUAUGUUUGAUCGUUCCUCCCUUGCAGCUGCACCUGCUGGGAGCUGGUGGAGGGAGGGAGCAAAGGCAGAGCAGGUGCGGCGGGCUUUGCUGCUCUCUCACACAGAUGCACAGGCCUGGCGGAGGGGGGAGAGAGGCCUGGGCCUCAGCUUCCACGCUGGCUAACAGACAGCAGGCUGAAAGGCGUGUUUGCCCUCACCGUGGCUGGUGGGAGAGGUCCAUGACGCAGAAGAAGAGCCCUGCCAGAUCUAACCAGCCACCGAGACACCCCAUGUGCUAGCAGCUGUCAAUCACAUGCCCCCCUCGAGAAGCCCCCCAAAGCAGUGCAUGAAAGUAUCGGCCUACUGCAGGAGUGGGUUACCUCAGGCCUGAUGGAGAUAGGGACACAGGCAGGGAACAUCACCCCCACCCCCCCGGCCAGGGAUGGGCCGCAGCUCAGUAGCAGAGCAUCUGCUUUGCAUACAGAAGGUCCCAGGUAGGGCUGGGAGAGACCUCUUCCUGAAUUCCUGAAGAGCUGCUGCCAGUCCGUGUAGGCAGAACAGAGCUCGGUAGAACAGAAUCCCAGAAGAGUUGGAAGCUACCACAGGGAUCAUCUCGUCCAACCCCCUGCAUUGCAGGAGUCUUUCACCCAAAGUGGGGCUCAAACCCACAACCCUGAGAUUAAGAGUCUCAUGGUCUACCAGCUGAGCUAUCCCAGGAACUCGGUUUGAGAAAGCUUGCUAUGAUCCCAUGUGCUUUCCUCCUUGCCCUCGGGAGACUGCAAAGGCCGUACCUCCUUUCCCUAGGCCACACCCCUCACUGGUGCCACCAACCCCUAAUUCAAACAGCCGCUCCAGGAUACCAUGGUCAAUGGUACAGAAAGCCUCUGAGAAGUUGAGAAGAAUUAACAGGGACACAUUUCGUUUCUCUCUUUCUGACAGAGGUCGUCGUAAGGGCAAUCAAUUCAGUUUCUGUGCCCAAACCAGGCCUAAACCCUGAUUGAAAUGGAUCUAGAAAAUCAGUUUCCUCCAAUCCGACCACCUGCUCAAGGACCUUGCCCAAGAAGGGGAGACUGGCAACUGGCUGGUAGUUACUUAGAGUUUCCAAAUCCAGGAAAAUCCACAGACCACUUCCACUUCCUUGACUCAUAAGGUUCCAUUCAGCACCAUUUUGUCAGCAUGAUAAUUUAUUUUAGUUUAAUUUUAAAAUGGAUUGUUUAAUUUGCCCUAAAGCAUCUGUUCUGCACGCGCACACAUUAAGUAUUCAAAUAUCCAUGCAGCAGCACUUAAGAGAAACAUAAAAAUUUAAAAAUAUUUUUAAAAACAGUGCCCCAAGGUUGGUACCAUUUUUGAAGCAUGUCCCUCCUCCACUUUUAAAAAUAUCUGCUAAUACUUUUGUGCCUACUUUUAAAAAACAAACAAAAAACCAUGAUUUUUUGGGGUGAAAUAGUGCCUAAAUAAAGAGGCACGUGAGCACAUAUUUAAAAUUGAUAUUAAAAAGUGGUUCGCUCAGAAUUUUUCUUUUCCUGUCCAUGCAUCUAUGCUCUUUUGACUGUUGUGAACAGAACAUCCUUGUAGGCUUAUGGGCAAGAACCCAUGACCUGGUCGCUAGUUGGGAAAGACCCAAAGCAAGUCUGCCUCUGUGCCUCUGACUACUAGUUGCAGAGGAUCGCUGAUGGAGAGAGUGGCUGCUGUGCUCAUGUCUCGCUUGCAGGCAUCCCAUAAGCACUUAGUUGGCCCCUGUGAGAACAGGAUGCUGGACUAGAUGGGCCCAUGGCCUGAUCCAGCAGGCCCAUCUUAUGUUCUUAUAUAUGCUCUUAAAUGGCCUUCAUUACCCACAUCUUAUAUUAAGUGACAGCUUCCUGUCUGCCCUUGUGGAACUUGCCUUGGUCCACUGCCAGACCUCCAGCUUCAUCCCCCCACCCCCGCUAACCUGGAGCACAUGCAUGGCUCAGAGAGAUAAGGGCCUGCUGGCCCCCUGGCCCAUUCCUCCUCAUUACUUCCUCUUCCCCAUCUCCGCUUGGAUUCCCAGGCCUUCCUGCUGACCUUGGAAUGUUUCAAGCUGCUUUCCUGACCUCAAUCUGUCCCUCUUCCUUCCCCUCCCGUCAGUUUCCUGCCUGUGAGGGUCCUGUGCCAAUGCAGCGCUUUGAUUUAUUCCCCACUUCCUUUGCCGCUGUCCUCAUCCUAAAAUCAUUACACACCGCCAGCGCCUUUGGCGGGUAUCCUCUCUCUGCCCUGCCCUCUCUCGCUUGUUUGGUCCUCCAGAUUUUGGGAGAGUAAGGAAUGGCUCUAGCAAACUGGUUACAUCUGGGUGUGGGGGAUAGGCUCUGCAGUGUAACAGCAGCAAUGAGGGAACUUGCUAGGAGGAAACUGGGCCUCCACUCUUCAUAUCCCAUCACCCAGUUAACUUCCCUCUGUUGCUUUUGCCACAUCGCCCUAUACCUUUCAGAGCACUGCACACUUCUGUCAAUUUAAUUUAAUGCCGUGACUUCCCCAAAGCUUCCUGGAGAUUGUAGCUUGGUGAGCACACUGAGCUCUAAUGGAGAAUUCUCAGGGCAGGAGUCAGGAGGUGAUAAUUUUGCAGCUGCUAAUAAACUACAUAUUAACUCCAUGUUUACUUGUUUAAGUAGCCUAUUUUUAAAAAUCUAAUGCAGGGAUGAGGAGCCCAUGAGGACCCUCAGGUGCUGUUGGACUCCCAACUUCCACCCACCCCAGCAGUUGUGAUUCUGUCCUGCUUAGAAUAGUAAGGCUACAAUACCUUGAAAGCACUUUUGAAGCACAUUCUUACCCUCAAAGAAUUCUGGGUACUGUCGUUUACUCCUCACAGAGUUCCAACUCUCAUCAGCCUUAAGAAAUGACAGUGCCCAGAAUUCUUAGAGGGAAAGGAUAUGCUUCAAAUGGUCUUUAAAAGGCAGUAGUGUGUAUGCAGCCAGGGUGGGAGGCCUGUGGUCCUGCAGAUGGUGCUGAACUACAGCUCCAAGCGUCCCUGCUCAUUGGCCAUGCUGGCUGAGGCUGAUGGGAGUUAGUCCCAAGACACUGGAAAGGCACCACAUUGAGAAAGGCUGCCUCAGUCACAACAACUCUGAACAAACUUGGUCAUUGCUAUUCUGUUACAGACAUGAGGAAUGAAACCAGGGUUAGGGCUAGGGUUAUUCCAUGUAUACUGUACAGUGGUAAAGGUAAAGGUACCCCUGCCUUGACAGACUCUAGGGUUGUGCGCUCAUCUCACUCUAGAGGCCGGGAGCCAGCGCUGUCCACAGACACUUCCGGGUCACGUGGCCAGCGUGACGAAGCUGCUCUGGCGAACCGGCACCAGAGCAGCACACGUAAACGCCGUUUACCUUCCCGCUAUAAAGCGGUACCUAUUUAUCUACUUGCACUUAAGGGUGCUUUUGAACUGCUAGGUGGGCAGGAGCUGGGACCGAACGACGGGAGCUCACCCUGCCGCAGGGAUUUGAACCGGCGACCAUGCGAUCGGCAAGUCCUAGGCGCUGAGGUUUUACCUACUGUACAGUGGUACCUCAGGUUAAUAACUUAAUUCGUUCUGGAGGUCUGUUUUUAACCUGAAAGUGUUCUUAACCUGAGGUACCACUUUAGCUAAUGGGGCCUCCCGCUGUUGCCGCGCCACUUCUGUGCGAUUUCUGUUCUCAUCCUGAAGCAAAGUUCUUAACCCAAGGUACUAUUACUGGGUUAGCGGAGUCUGUAACCUGAAGCGUCUGUAACCUGAAGCAUCUGUAACCCAAGGUACCACUGUAUAUUACUUGCCACGUAAAAGUUCUAGAGUGAUUUACAAGCCAGUAAACAACAAUGCAAUUACAAAAGCAUAUUAAAAGCAGAUUUAAUAAUAUCAUGUGCUGCCCAAAUGCCCACCCCCCACAGUUGUAUUUGCCUGGCACCGAAGGAUGACCAGUUGGUGCCAAGAGAACACCCCCAAAGUGGAACAGUUUGUGGAAUAGAGAUGGUUGCUUGCCUAAGAUCAUCCAGGAUGCUUAUUAUGACUCAGCUGGGGACUUCCCAAGUGUUUUUCUGAUGUGUACAGAGAGUGGCUUCAUCAGGCACUUUACACCAUGCCUGUGUUUUUCCUAAGUUCAAAGUACAUAAUCCUCUUAAGCAGGAGAGAGCAGUGGCGGCGGUGGAAGUUAUCCCAGCUGGCAUCUUCCGCUUGCCCGCUCAGGCCAGCAAGUGAUCUGCAAUGGCAAGGAGCAGCAGCACUGUGCAUCCUCCCUCCCUCUGGGCAUCACCAGUUGCCCGCUGGGCAGGAGGGAAGCGUUAGAAGUAAAGGGGGCACUGCUUAGCCUGUUUCUCUAUCAGGGAGAGGAUGGAAGCGGGGAGGCAUCCUCAGUGCAGCCUGGCACAGCACCAAGCAGGACAGAUCCAGGAAGGAGCAGCCACUGCCUCACCUCCCCCCUCGCUCUGGGCAGCAGCUUCCACAACCACACUGAGCAGGAGACAGCACUGCCUAUGUUAGAGACCCUUGUGGCCCAUAGUGCAUGUGAAGAGAGUCCAGCUUCUCUGCCCAGGAAUCCACUCCUUGUUUUGACCCUGUCUUUCCUGACGGACAACCGUCCAAUUCAGAGUGUGCCAAUCUUGUUUUAUUUACUGUGUCAACAGUUUCUCUCCCCCCCCCCCCCAUGCUAAGCAGGGACUGGGUGAGAUGGCUUGGUGACUCAGAGGGUGACUCACCCCACAAGCUUGGGAUGGCAAAAUGCAGCCAGUGCAGACAUGCCCCUCAGAAGCAGAGGCCAGCCCAGCUCUGUUCCUGGCUUCCGGUCAGGAAGGGGGACUCACGGGGCUGCAAUGCUUGGCGCAACUGAGCUGUGAGCGCAUUUCUGGCUCAGCCAUGCCAAAGCGCGUCAGCCCCGAGGAAAGCAGCUUCCGUUUCCUUCCUCAGCUUCCUCUGCCCCCGUCGGAAGCCACCAACCAGCCAGGCCCCUCUUCCUUGACUGCUGGGAGAGAGCUUUCCUGUGCCCCCUUCUCCACCCAACAGCAGCUGUGGCCUCAAGACCACAAAUGAAUGAAAGGAAGUUGAAGUGGGCUGUGACCCUCCUAAAGGGAGGCUGAAUGCUGAAGCAGAGGGGCCCAGAGGCCACUUCAUAAUAGUGACACAAAUGUUGUCUAGAGCAACAUAAGAAAGUCCAGAAAGCUUGGCAUGCAUGGUUUCAUUCAUCAUAAAUGACCACCCUGCAAGGUAGGUCAGUAUUACCCCCAUAUUGCAGAAGUGCAGCUAAGAAAGAACUGGGUGAAAGAUCACCUGCUGUGUUUGGGGCAGAUGUGAGAUUCAGGCCAGAGACCUCACAGUCUGUGGAUCAGGAUCUUAACAGCAAUUCCUUCAAACCUAGUACAGGUAGGCUCUUUUUUGUCAAUUUCCUGCCUUAUGGGAACUAGCAAUAAACAAAGGUACUCUACGCAUGCUCAGAGGUAUCAUUUGUGCUGUUUUCCUCAAGUCCCAGGGCUGGAACACUGUAAAUGAAGCUUCCAAGUUCAGCAGCCAAUGCCUUAAAAAAAACAACAUAAGCAGUGACACCUGUGAUUCCUGCAUUGCAGGGGUGAACUAGAUGACCCAUUGGUAUCCUUCCAAUGCUAUGAUUCUAUGAUUUUAUGGUUCCAUGAAACGGGGACUCCUAGGCUCUCUAGUUAGUCUGUAUUCUGGUCUCUCAAAUAAUAGCAUGCUCUCUGUGCCACUGGUAGCUCAUGCAGAGGCUGCAGACAGGAGCUGCAUAUCCUGGCUCCUGCAGAGAAGCAAAUAUUUGCUCAAAUCCUAGGUGAUAAGCAUUCCCCCCCCCCCAAAGCCUGCUUGCUGACACCCUGGCAAAGUACACAGCAGUAUGGAGUGAACAGCAUUAUUCAGGACAUGUGGAAAGUGUUAAUGAAUCCACCUUUAGGAUACCUUAUAAAAUCCAGAGUACAAGUUUGGGAAAUCAUGAGAUUGUAAGCUGAUUUCAGUUUAACUUCGAGUCUUCUUGUUGCUCUUUCUAUGUUUUCAAGCAGGGCUGGUGCAAGUAAUUUUUCUGCCUAAGGUGGAACACCCAAACACUUCCCCAUUGCCACUGCUUGUGAACCUGAAGCACAACUCAUUGAGAAAUUAUUUUGUGCAAGCCCCAUUUGAAAGCCUCUGAGCAUGUACAGAGUGCACCUUCCUUUUUCACAUUUUUAGAAAUUGGGAACUUGGCAGCUUCAGGCUUCAGCACCUCUCAUUUUAGCCAGUAAGAACUGAAUUGUGAGUUCAGUCUUAGAAGUGGGGCAUGUAUAUAUUUUGCCAUUCAUAACAGCCAGAAUCUGGCUUGGACUAAGGCAGGGUUAAAUGCUGUGAUCGCAAGGGUUGUGAACUGCCCUUCCAGCAGGAACUGCUACGUUUAGCGUGUGUGAGAGUGCACAGCCGCUGACGUAAUGUCCUUCCUCCUCAUCUGUGAGAAAUGCUGUAAAAUCCUGGAUCAGGCACUUGAGGAGAAGGCGAGGCUCAUGUAGCUUGUCCCCAGCCUGAAAUUCUACCCUGCCUCUGGGGCACUGGCAGCUGCAGUGUGACUCCAGAGACUGACAUUCCUAGCUGUGCCUGGGAGACCAAGCCUUGAAAAGAGCCAAGGAUGCACUGAAAAGUGGAGGAGUGCAUGAGAAAGCUGGGAGGGGAUUAUAUGCAUUGAUCCCUAUCAGCAUAAACAAGCAGAGCUGGAUGUCUGCUACAAUGCUGCCAGAGAGCAACAACAACAAAGUACUAAUGGUGGCCUUGUGUGUAGAAUCCAGCUUCAGGAGAAUCAAGUUUCUAGUCCUUAUGCCUGCCACAGUACUUUUGAACGCUGCCUAAGGAUAUCCAAAGGAAUCAUCACAUCCAGGAGGAUUAGGGCACUGACCACUGCCACAAGCGAGAGAAGAGGAGAUGUGUGGGGUCAGCCAUAAUAAUGAGGAACAGCAGAGACCUUUGAGCCCCAGCAUCUCCUGUGCUACCAACAAGAAGCCCUGUAAUGAUGAUUAGUUAUUAAUCAGCAUCGUAUCCCGGGAUUGGAGCUUGUUAAGGACUCCUGGUCUCUUUCCAAACACAGCACUUCUGUUAAUAGGAACCAGCCGCUGGGUGUAUUUGUGCGCAUCGGUGUCUGCAUUGAUGCAGCUACAAAUGCAUUUCUGAAACCCUUCAAGAUACACAAGUUGCUUACAUACAAAGCCGCAUACAUACAAAUGCACCAGUGGGCAUUUGCAAAGGCACCUAUUUCCAGAAAAGUGCAAAAUUUAAAAAGGGCAGCAGUGCCUGCGCAUUUAAAACACGUAGGCACAUCUACACACGAAAGGCCCCAUAACCCCAGUGCUCUCCUAGUGGAGCCCCUCCCUCCCGCUCAGCACUGCCGGACCACAUGUCCGCAGCACAAAGGAAAUGUCUCAGGCUGUUCCAAGCAGAACAGCUGCCACUGGCUCACUCAAUUCCCCAUUCAUCGGAGCCUCAUCAGACAGAGGAUGGGGACUUAAAGGGACAGUGAGCCGUUUCUUUUGCAAGCCUGCUCUCUCUGCCUGGAGGAACCAUCUUUGCAUUCAGGUCUCUCCCUGAUCCGGAUUGGGCCAGGUACAAGAGAGCUUGAGUAAGGGCUUGGCAGCCAUGGAUCAGACCAUGAAGCCCACUUUAAAGGAGAUUCUCCCAGGGAUGGAGGAGGGAGGGGCUGAAGAUAGGACCGUGUCGCCACUGAAGUGCACUUAAUACAGAUUCAAGCUAUUUUGUGAAGGAAGUACUGUUCAUACCUUCAAAUUCUCUUUGAGUGAAGUUAAAAUUUCAGCUGGCAAGACAAACAGAAGUUCCAGACUUUUGUUCCUUUUUUUUUUUUAGUGUCAUGAUUUUCAAAGCAACCGUUGUCGUUUAAAGGCUCCAACUUUAUGCCAAACCGGGGCGGAUAUGGGGGGAAAUACUGGCACAGUUGGCAACAGUUGGAACUGACUUGGCUUUUUCUUCUUUUUCCUGUUUCAGCUUCAAGGUGGACUCCAAAGGAGCCUGCUGUACCCACCUAAUUUGCUUGCCUGGAUUCUUUGGUAAUUCCUUGGAUUUCAUGCUUCAACCUUUUCUGCUACGGACGAUGCUUCUCAUUUGAUGCUGUUAUUUCUCCCUGGGCC
Molecule: messenger RNA, 20995 nt
Organism: Podarcis lilfordi (Lilford's wall lizard)
Lineage: Eukaryota; Metazoa; Chordata; Lepidosauria; Squamata; Lacertidae
Source: the annotation of a GenBank genome assembly